GUCUUUAUGGACCAGUAGGCAGAGCGAAAUUGACGCUGACAAGACUUUUGCAUCUUGGAAGGGACUGUAAUCUACUGUAGUGAAGAACAGAGCCUCUCAAUCAGACGGGUGUAAAUAAGAGACGGAGGGGAGUCCAAAAGAAAAGGAAGAGGAGGAAAAACAAGUGUGUGUUGGGGGGAACAGGGGGAAAAGCAUUUUUGGUGGAUGGUAUGAAGCCAGCCAUGGAAACUGCAGCCGAGGAAAAUACUGAACAAAGCCAAGAGAGAAAAGUGAACAGCAGAGCUGAAAUGGAAAUUGGCAGGUACCACUGGAUGUACCCAGGCUCAAAGAACCACCAGUACCAUCCCGUGCCAACCCUGGGGGACAGGGCUAGCCCCUUGAGCAGUCCAGGCUGCUUUGAAUGCUGCAUCAAGUGUCUGGGAGGAGUCCCCUACGCCUCCCUGGUGGCCACCAUCCUCUGCUUCUCCGGGGUGGCCUUGUUCUGCGGCUGUGGGCAUGUGGCUCUCGCAGGCACCGUGGCGAUUCUUGAGCAACACUUCUCCACCAACGCCAGUGACCAUGCCUUGCUGAGCGAGGUGAUACAACUGAUGCAGUAUGUCAUCUAUGGAAUUGCGUCCUUUUUCUUCUUGUAUGGGAUCAUUCUGUUGGCAGAAGGCUUUUACACCACAAGUGCAGUGAAAGAACUGCACGGUGAGUUUAAAACAACCGCCUGUGGCCGAUGCAUCAGUGGAAUGUUCGUUUUCCUCACCUAUGUGCUUGGAGUGGCCUGGCUGGGCGUGUUUGGUUUCUCAGCGGUGCCCGUGUUUAUGUUCUACAACAUAUGGUCAACUUGUGAAGUCAUCAAGUCACCGCAGACCAACGGGACCACGGGUGUGGAGCAGAUCUGUGUGGAUAUCCGACAAUACGGUAUCAUUCCUUGGAAUGCUUUCCCGGGAAAAAUAUGCGGCUCUGCCCUGGAGAACAUCUGCAACACAAACGAGUUCUACAUGUCCUAUCACCUGUUCAUUGUGGCCUGUGCAGGAGCUGGUGCCACCGUCAUUGCCCUGAUCCACUUCCUCAUGAUACUGUCUUCUAACUGGGCUUACUUAAAGGAUGCGAGCAAAAUGCAGGCUUACCAGGAUAUCAAAGCAAAGGAAGAACAGGAACUGCAAGAUAUCCAGUCUCGGUCAAAAGAACAACUCAAUUCUUACACAUAAAUAUUUGCCAGAGUGUUUCGACCGACGUAUUUACAGCUCUGACAAAUCAUCAGACAGCUGCUCUGCAGUACAGAUGUGUAUCCCACCAAACUAAUGUAGAUGUACAAACACUUCACUGUCUGUCUCAAGCUGCUGGGAUGUAUCUCUAGGAAAACCUUCCAGUGGGUAAAUCUUUUUCUUUAGAACAAAUAUUGGAGGUUUCAUGUUAGCCAUUUUAAAAGGCAACACUUUGACAAAAUGAUCGUUCAUACUUUGGGAAUCUGUGGUGGCAUGUUCACAUUUAUUGCUAGGGCAAUUCUACCAAGACACUAAUGGAAUAUGUCACACCCCUUGAUAGGGACCUGUGACAUGCCAGCAUCAAGGGAUAACACCAUAAAUUCACAUAUAUGCCAUCUGUCCUCAAAUAAGUGUUAUCUACAUAGGAAAUAAAAUGGAAUUGAUGUAAUGUUCCAUUUCUGACAGCUGACAUUUAUUAAGCUUUGGAUCAAAGAUAAUGUGAUUCUUAUGACUGACUUUUCAAAUUAGCUUUUCCCUCCCAAGUCCAGGACCCUUUAAUUUCCUGAGUCAAUCAGAAAUAUAUUUUUCAAUAAUGCUAAAAUUAGCUACAAUUCUGCUGACCCUACUAUUAAAGAAUCUGGAUUCUGGACUCAUUGACAAGCUUUCCAGAAGCAAUUUUGUAACAGAUUUCAUAUUAACAAAAUACUGAUUCAAUUUUCAUUAUUCUUGGGAAAUGUCAGCUCUGCCUUAAUGAGUAUUUGCUUUAAAUUUCUAAGAAUUUAUAUCAUAACUAGAGACCCAAAUAUCUUUCACAGAAUUUUGUUCCAUAAAUGUUUUUAAUUAAGAAGUGUUACCUUAUUAAAAUGACCACCAUUCUAAACCAUUUUUCAGUGGUCUGGAUACUAAGUUUACAGUUUCAUACCAACUAUCUAAAACCUAAUUGCAAAUUGACCACAGACCUCUAACCUCCUGCUUUUACAGACUUGAAUACUUAAGUAAUUUAAAUUAGGGUUGGUAUUUCAUUUUUUCUUAUCUAAAUCUUAGUUUCCUGGAAUAAUAAAGUUUGAUGUUCAGCAAGAAAACUGCUUGAGUUUAAGCCAUUUUCAAAAGAAACUUGCCUUCUACAUUAUUGUGUUCCAGAACAUUAAGUGACUGUAGGUACUGGGUAUUAGUGAUGGUAAACUUUGUGUUGUUCUUUAUGAAAUGAUUCAUAUUAACUGUUGGGUGCAUCAGUGCUUUUCAAAGGGGCUGCUUACUAUAGGGUUAACUAUGUAUAUUCAUUGUUAAGAGUUAACUUGUGGUUUGGCUGUUUCCUGGAUUUUAUAACAUAUACAUGUGCAGAAAUGUAUUCAAAUGAAAGGAAGCAUACCUUUAUUAAGAUGCUAUUAAAAUUGAACAUCAAGUAUAAUAUUUCAUUUGGAUUCUUUUUUUGGUUAAUGCCUAAAAAUGCCUAUUUGGGAUUUUUUUUUUUUUAAUUAAGAGAAGCUCUCUUCUGUGUAGAACAGUUGUUCCAAAAUAGCUUAGUGUUUUGUUUUCCUGUUGCAUGACAGAUUUAACUAUUAUUUCCAGCAGUGGAGGUGCUGUCAGAGUCCAGUGUUCUAGAAGAGGCAGUGUCUAAAGCCUAAUUUUACUUUUCUAAUUCUGGUAGCUAUUACCAGGAAUUUUUGGAAGUUUUGUUUAAGUAGUCUAAUAUUUUUUAUGUAAAGAGCAUUAAAUUUUGCUAUGUAUAAAUUUUUGUAACCUAACAGUGAAUCAAUAUUUUCUAUCAGUGCCAAGGGCUUCCUGUAGUUCUAUUCAAGUGUUACAAUAAAUAUUUGUAGAUAAUAGUCAAUACUUGUGUAUGCUUAUUUUAAAGAUUUAGGUGGAAAUAGUUGUGGAUGUACUAAGAGUAAUGAAAUAAAAUUAUAGCUUCA
Molecule: messenger RNA, 3106 nt
Organism: Piliocolobus tephrosceles (Ugandan red Colobus)
Lineage: Eukaryota; Metazoa; Chordata; Mammalia; Primates; Cercopithecidae
Gene: GPM6B
Product: glycoprotein M6B
Exons: 8
Coding region: 210-1196 (328 amino acids)
Biological process (GO): axon development; central nervous system myelination; negative regulation of serotonin uptake
Cellular component (GO): membrane raft; plasma membrane; myelin sheath
Molecular function (GO): structural constituent of myelin sheath
Source: RefSeq, a predicted model, not a curated record